Messenger RNA from Cheilinus undulatus (humphead wrasse), 2433 nucleotides. RefSeq names its product hexosaminidase A (alpha polypeptide) (gene hexa). The transcript is spliced from 14 exons. NCBI's taxonomy places the organism in Eukaryota, Metazoa, Chordata, Actinopteri, Labriformes, Labridae. Gene Ontology annotation, biological process: carbohydrate metabolic process; ganglioside catabolic process; glycosaminoglycan metabolic process. The record is from RefSeq and is a predicted model, not a curated record. Bases 54 to 1664 code for a protein of 536 amino acids. Gene Ontology annotation, cellular component: membrane. Gene Ontology annotation, molecular function: beta-N-acetylhexosaminidase activity.
GAGCACCUGACUCGCUCGACAGUUUGACAGUAUAGUUGUUACCAUCGCGGGAAAUGGAAGUCAUUUGUAAGCGAGGUAAAACCUUUCCAAAUUUUUAUCUACUCGUAUUAAUUAUAGCCCAAGUGGGCUUACACAUAGUGGAGGGAGUGUGGCCACUACCUCAGAGUUUCAUCUCCUCACCGGAGCAGUACCGACUCAACCCACAGGCUCUCUACUUUGGAUACGGAAGACAAUCAGCCGCACAGCCGGGAUGUACUGUUCUAGAUUCUGCAUUCAAGAGAUACUUUUCUCUUGUUUUUCCUGACUUCACUUCUGGUUAUGGUGCCCUUCGAUUCAGUGCAGAUACACCAUUCAGUGUUGUGGUCAGUGUUGACCAUGAUGAUUGUGAAGGUUACCCAAGUGAGGAUUCCUCCGAAAGAUACAGCCUGACUGUCUCUGCGGGGCAUGCAUCUCUGAAUGCAGAAACGGUGUGGGGUGCUUUAAGAGGUCUUGAAACCUUCAGUCAGCUGGUGUAUCAGGAUGAUUAUGGCUUAUACUUUGUGAACAAAACUGAGAUUGAAGACUUCCCCCGCUUUCAGUUUAGGGCUAUUUUGUUGGACACUUCGCGACACUAUUUACCAGUGCAGACCAUCUUAAAAACUCUGGAUGCAAUGGCCUACAGUAAGUUCAAUGUGUUUCAUUGGCACAUUGUUGAUGACCCCUCCUUCCCUUACCAGAGCCGCACCUUUCCAGACCUCUCCACAAAGGGGGCUUUCCAUCCGAUGACUCACAUCUACACACAGACUGAUGUGAAAAGGGUGAUCUCACAUGGCCGACUGCGGGGAAUAAGGAUCCUUCCCGAGUUUGAUUCACCUGGUCACACCAAGUCUUGGGGAAAAGGGCAGUCUGACCUGCUGACUCCCUGCUACAAAGGGAGCACCCCAUCUGGUACUUUUGGUCCUAUAAAUCCAACGUUACCCUCCACAUACAAGUUCAUGGCAGCACUAUUUAAGGAAGUGUCAUCAGUAUUUCCUGAUUCCUAUAUCCACUUAGGAGGUGAUGAGGUUAACUUUUCCUGCUGGAAAUCCAACCCUGAUGUUCUUGCAUUUAUGGAGGAGAUGGGUUUUGGAGGAGACUUUACCAAACUUGAAGCAUUCUACAUGGAGAACAUAGUGAAUAUCACCUCAGCUCUCAACAAGACUUCUGUAGUGUGGCAGGAUGUGUUUGACUACCAUGAGCAGAUUCCUAAGGACACAGUGCUGCAUAUCUGGAAAGGCUUACCAGCUAAAUAUCAGGACGAGCUCAGCAAGAUCACCAAAGCUGGCAUGAGGGUCCUGCUGGCGGCCCCUUGGUACAUCAACCAUAUUUCCUAUGGCCAGGACUGGCGCAACUACUACACUGUGCAGCCACUGAACUUUUCUGGAACUGAGGAACAGAAGAAGCUGGUAAUUGGGGGUGAGGUCUGCAUGUGGGGAGAAUACGUCGACGCAACCAAUCUCAAUCCACGUCUAUGGCCAAGGGCAAGUGCUGCAGCAGAAAGACUGUGGAGUGAUGAGAAGCAGACCUUCAAUGUGAACAAGGCCUUUCCUCGUUUGCAGGAAUUUCGCUGCAAGCUCUUGAGGCGUGGUAUCCAGGCAGAGCCUCUAUUUGUAGGACACUGCAAACAUGAGUACCAAGGGAUUUGAACAACUGGAUGGACUACCCUUCAAAAUCAGGAUUUGUUUGGAAAAGUUUGAAUUUUAUAAUUUCACAGUUUGCUCUCAAGAUGAUUUUAGUAAAAAAUAUCUAUAUUUUGCGGUGCCUGUAAAGCUGAUUUUGUGAGAAAUACUCUUUAUUUACAAGUCUUAUGUUAGGUAUGAACAUGCUGAAAUGCUUUCUCAGGGAUUUAUGGAGAAGUAUGAAAGAGGAUUAGGGCCACUGAAUUUUUUUUUCGUUUUUGAAAUGCACAAUGUUUUUUUCUAAUUCUGAGAUUAAAAUCAGAUUCCUGAGGAAAAAAAAAGCAGAAUUCUGAGUUUAAAGUCAGAAUUUGAGAAAAAAGUCAGAAUUCUGUUCUGAGGUAAAAGUCUUCUGACUUCAAUCUCAGGAUUCUCACUUUUUUCUUACCAGUAAAACACAAAAUUUUGUGGCUCAUGAUUUUUUUCAAUGGCCCUAACUCUCUUCUGUAGAGAAGGGACUGGAUGUAGAAAUGGUGGAUCUCAGCACAAGUAUAUGCAAGAAGCAUCAUCGUUGUCAGGAAAACACAAUAUCUUAUCUGUGUGACUCAACAUUUUUAGACAGUCACCUUUCUUGUAAUUGGACAUGCAGAAUGAUGAAUGUGGGAUUUUCUAUCAGAUGUGAAAAAGCUGCUUGUCUUGGACUUGUUUUCUAACCUAUUUUAUGCUUUUUUGUUCUUGUUUUUUGUUGUAAAAUGCUUUUAUUAUUGAUUUUUUAUGAUUAAUAAAUUGCUUGACUUUU